UGCUUUCCCCCACCCUCUCCGGGUAUACGUGACGCACGUGCUGCGUGCGAACCAGACGUUCGUUAUCUUGUAGUUCUAGGGUUCAUCUGGGUUUGGCUGACUUCUGGGUUCAUACUAUACCUGUAUCUGGAAGCGCAGAGAAAUAAAUAUUGCGGAGAUAUUUAUUGAAGUAACGAUAUACGAAUAUAAAGGAUCGACGUAGGCGCAGGAUUGAAGACAUGAAGAAAUCCAGGAGAAGAUGGAGAGUAAAUUAUACUACUCGUUAGAUUGCACAGAGGAACUGAAUACUCUCUUGUCAAACGCCGAAGAAGGACUGCAAAUUGAGAGGACAAAAACGCUGUUUGAGGAGAUCCGUGCCUCUGUUAAUAACAACGACGAGCAGGACCGCUCCUUCUGGCGGCCUGUGCUGCCAUGGGGCGGCGUCUACAUCAUCCGGGCAGGGAGGAAGGCCAUCUCCUGCAUCCCUCUGUAUGUUAAGAUAAGCUUGAAGAACACGUGCACCAUCGAUGGCUUCCUCAUGCUCCUCUACGUCAUUCUGCGCGAAAACCAGACCUUCACCCGUGAGGUGAGCCAUUUCCUUGGCAAGGAGUUUGUUAACCAUUUCCUCCACCUGAUGGACUCCUAUGACUACACCACCGUCAAGCUGCUGUGGAUCUGGGACAGGAUGUCCAAGCAGCAGUACCGGUCCGAGAUUCAUCGGGCCGCGCUGGAGAUAGACCUGUUUGGCAACGAGCACGAAAACUUCACCAAGAAUUUGGAGGACCUGAUGUCUACCGUGCAGGAGAGCCUCUGCACCAACGGGGCCUGCCCUGCCCGCUUUCAGGAGCUCCUCAAUAAGACCAUCAACAUCAAGCCACCUCAUGAGCUGCCUCACAGAGACCUAAUUCAGUCAGCUGUGGACGAGUUCUUCUGCCCCAAGAUCCUUCUGUGCAAAGAAAUGGGGUGUGACGGGCUGAGGGAACUCUCCCAAAGGGUCUUCUGCCAUGGACCCCCUCCCUUCGUCAUCCUCAACAUGCAGCUGUGGAAGUCUGAGGACCUGGCCUACGUUCCAUACCACCUAGACCUCUCCCAGCACAGGUACCUGCUAGAGGGCGCCACCCUGUUCAGCAAAGAGGAGCACCACUACUCGGCGGCAUUCCAGAUAGACGGCAACUGGCUGCACUACGACGGGCUGCGCAGCGACAACCUGAUCCUGCUGAACAAGCCCCCGGAGCUGCUGCUCCUCUCCUCGCUCGUCUACAUCCGCGCGUCCGACAAGUGAGGGCCGCCCGAGAGCUCAGCGACCCACUGCCUUCCCUCUGCUCGCCGGCAUCUCCAAAAGCAUUAGUUACUCUCUCCUGUUGUUUUCACAUCCAGACUGCACUUCUUCCCGAGCUUUUAGUUCUCUUUGUCUCUUAUUGUGACUUCACUUGGGGAGGCGUGAGGAGGCGCAGCAGUAGUUCCAGCACGAGCAGAGCUCUUCCGAAGUGCAAGCUAAAGUUAAUUUAGCCAUUUACAUAAAGGAAAAAAAAGAUAAAGCCAGCCAUUUUUUUUGGCAAGUAGCUUAGACAUUUAUUGCUUAUUUUUGUACUCUUUAGAUAUUUCGUUGAACCUUCUUUGAGGAUUAUGUGCUCUAUUUCGCCAGACUGUGACUCUUUAGAUCUCGCUGCACAUAAUAGCUUCUCCUUUUUAAAGCUUGCUUGGAAUCCAAGAAUACGUAUGGACUAUAAUAGUUCUGGGCCCGUGUGCAUAAAACAAUCUGAGACGCUUCUUAAGGGUGAAAGGCGGGAGAAUAAGAAUCAGCUGGAAGUUGUGUUAGUGAGUGCUUUCUUAGCGGUGCCAGAAGAACCUGUGUACAAACCUAUUGUACCAAAAAUCACGUUCAAAUCAAGCAUAUUGCUUAAAAUGUAUAUUUAUAUUGUUAGUAUUAAAUUGACAGAACUUUAGGUCAAGCUAUUAAAACAACGUGCAAGAGAAACCAGUGGGCAUUGCCAGGAUUUUUCCUCUGUCAUUUAGCUAACCAAAUUAUCAGAUAACUAUUUUAGUUUCCCCCAAAAUCUUAAUUAAUUGAAUUCAAGUAAUAAAAGAAGUAAUACACCUAUAUACUGUGUUCAUCUGUGAGCCUUUGAUACUUUGUAUUUCAGCAGAGGCAUAAACUCACAGUUUAAGUAACUUAGGAUGAACAAGCAAAUGUUUAUAAACACUGACUUGUGUAAAAGUACUGGUAAUUCUUCAAGAGUUGAUUCUGUUUGGUUUGUCUCAUCAGCAAUGUGACAUUUUAUUUCAGGAAUCAUUCUGAACAGGUUUAAGGCUGGUAUAUUAUACGUAUAUUAGCCUUAUGAUGUUAAUGCUACAGAAAAUGAAAAAUUGGUCUUGUGAUUUCAAACCAAUUAGUCAUUUUUUAUUGAUACUAGAAUGCCAAAGUAUAGCAAUGUGACCAUUUUGAUAGUUGCUGAAGUGCAUUGUUUAGAUCUCUUGUCCUAAAGAAAAACUCCUGUUCUGGGGAUUUCUUGUUCUCAACACUACCUGACUCUUAGAAAUUUUAUGCAUGCAGGCCUUGAUUUCAGAUCAAACUGGUGCUUUGGAUGGGCUUUAUACACUCUAAUAGUUGGAGUUUAUCAACAGGGCUGAUUUGCAUUGUUUAUAAAGGGUAUUUGGGUUCUUCCAGUCUGUCUGGUUUGUAUUUUGUUAUGAGGUAUCAAGCUGUUCGAGAACUUAAAGAUGUCUUGAUGUCUGAACUGAAACUAAAUAGCCUACAUAUGCGCAUGACUGUUAAGCUGAACGUUUCCUGCAGUACACUAUCGAUGAUACAAAAUUAAGAGCAGUGUGCGUGUGGCUAUUGAGUUUUAAGUAGGCAGUCUUUCAGUUUCUACUCAGAGGUGGAUUAUCAUUGGUCUUAGUGAAAUACAGUUUUACAGUUAAGUAGUAUGCGCUAUAAACCAUACUCUAAAAAUGAGUGAUUAUUGUAUUUCAAAUGUAUGCUUAAGAAAUUCUCCUUUGAAUCCUGUCUUCAUGAAAUAGUAUGUUCUCUUAUUUUAAGAAGUAUUGCUUCAGAAAAGAUAGUAUUUGAAAGGGGGAUUUCCCCUCAAAGGGAAUGAAUGUCAAAGCAAAAGGAAAAAGACUUCUGGGAUAAAGUGCCCAUUCUGUUACCCACAAGCAAACUGCUGUGAAUGUGUGUAACAUUACAAUCCCUUAGCAGGUGCUCUAACCUGAAAACUUACAGAAGUGUUCAUUUUGAAAAUUAUAAUUCUGCAUCAAACUGGUCAGAUCUUCAUUGGUGGUGAAAUUUGUGUUUUCUCCCAUAUUUUACACCUUGUAGGUUGAGAUAUGAUGCCAUUGAAUUCAUAAGUUGUAAAAAAUAAAAAAAGCACAAAUGCAGUGUAAACUCCACUGUUUGCAGACAUACAGUAUUGUCUUGCUGCUGGACAUAGUGUAGUGAUUGACAGCUAAACCACUGAAAAUUCAACUUGGCUUGAACACCAGUACACAAAUCAUUGGGGGGAGGGGAGAAACACAAAGAACACUAGACAAAAACAUCUUACAACUCAUGUAGUGUGAAUAAGCGGGCACCGCUUUGAAUGGAAAUGAUCAUUACAAUUUUCCUCAAGUCAUUCAGAAUCACCACAGCACCACAUUAUUGAAUACUACUGUUCCUAUUGAGUUGAAAUGUUUCAUUUAUAACUAUGUAGUCAUUAAUACCAUGUUUUUUAAAUUAAAAUAUUUUUGUAUUCUGUCAUUAA
Molecule: messenger RNA, 3719 nt
Organism: Anguilla anguilla (European eel)
Lineage: Eukaryota; Metazoa; Chordata; Actinopteri; Anguilliformes; Anguillidae
Gene: dorip1
Product: chromosome 1 C14orf28 homolog
Exons: 5
Coding region: 239-1261 (340 amino acids)
Source: RefSeq, a predicted model, not a curated record